AUGGCUCAUAGGAAGAGGCCGGGGACCAGCGGAGGAAACAGUAUGGCUGCUCCAGGCCCCGCCUCCUGUCCCACCCCUCAACGUACUGAGUCGAGUGAUCUGAAAGCCCUCCCCCAACGGCAACGCCCAGUUCGUUACCCAAAAGAGUCACAUGAACCGAAACCCCUCCCCCGUUCCUGUAAGGCACAAUAUUCUUCUCCCAAGUCUCACGACCCGAGUCCCAGCCAUCCAGAAGUGGAUGUAGAUGCAGAGGUUGAGGUGAAGCAGAACAGCAACCAAGCAGAUGCAGAGGUAGAGGUCCAGCGGCCAGCAACACCCUCCACGCCAGAACAUGACCAUGAACGUGGCCAAGACUACCAUGGUCGGGCCGACUUCCACGGUGGAGCUGACAGCCUGGAUGAUGACUCCAGCUCUGACUACAUUAACAACACCUCAGACGAAGAGGAAGACUAUGAUGACGGGCUGGCGGAGGAGGACGAAGGUGUGACUUACUACAUCCGCUACUGCCCCGAGGAUGACAGCUACAUGGAAGGUAUGGACUGCAGCAGCCAGGGAGACUGUAAACACAGCCAAAGCCACAGCCAGGGGGACUCCGUCACCAGCAUUCAGCCGGACGGAGCCCCCACUGAUGAUUGUCAGGAGGCCGUGGAAGGGUGGGCCGAGGAGGGAGAGGGAGUAGGCGAGGGGGAGGUGAGGGAGGAAGAAUGGGUGGAAGAUGAGGAGGGAGAGGGGGCAGUGAGGGAGGAGUGGACAGAAGAGGAGGGAGAGGAGCAGUGGGUGGGACGAGAGAGGCACAGGGUGGAGGAGUGGGGUGAGGGAGAGGGAGAGGUUCGCUGCGAGGUGGUGGAGCAAGAUCCAGAUGAACAGAUAUACAAUGGAAGACCAGAACCCAUCCUCGACCACCACCACCAUCUCCACCACCCACCCUCCAUACAAGACACCGUGCACACCCGGGAAGAAGAGGGGGAGGCAGAAAGCGAGGAGUACUGCCCCAAUGAGGAAGAAGAUGAGGACGGUGACGAGGAGGAGGGACAUGGAAGAGUCUACACUGGAGACUACUAUGCCCAGGAGGACAAUGGGAACUCAGUGCGAGUCUCUCCGUACCGUAGCCGUAAGGUGCUGGUGGUAGAGGGGGAGACGGGGGAGGAGGCGGAGGAGGACAUUGAUCAAAUUGUCGCGGAGAUCAAGAUGAGCAUGAGUAUGGGGAGUCUAAGCAGUGGCACUGACCAAAGCCCAGAGGAGUUGAUGCAGGACCCUGCACCAAGUGACUACCCUCACCCGAAGCCUGACGCAGCCCCCUACCCACAAGCUCACCAUCGCCAUGACAGCAGGCCCAAGUCCCUGAACCUGCCCUCCAUGCACCACAACAACCCGGACCUCCAGAGGGGCAUCAAGGCACACGCACGAUCGCCUGAAGACAGGCAGAGAUGGACACCAGAGCAGGUGAGCAACGGUGCAGAGCAACCCAGAAAACAGCAGCGCUCUGACCUCAACGUUCCCCUGGAGAACAACAAUGUACUAGAGCCAACGAAGAAGGCUACAUCGUUCCCCAGCUUUGUGGAUGUCCCAGGACCCUGCGAACCAGAAGACCUGAUUGAUGGAAUUAUCUUUGCUGCUAACUACCUGGGCUCCACACAGCUGCUGUCUGAGAGGAAUCCCUCCAAGAACAUACGCAUGAUGCAGGCCCAGGAAGCUGUCAGCAGGGUCAAGAGGGUACAGAAGGCUGCCAAAAUCAAGAAAAAGGCGGGUACAGAGGGAGAUGCUCAAACUCUCACUGAGGUUGAUCUGUUCAUCUCCACCCAGAGGAUCAAAGUCCUCAACGCAGACUCACAGGAAACGAUGAUGGACAAUGCGCUCCGUACUAUCUCCUACAUAGCUGACAUUGGGAACAUUGUGGUCCUGAUGGCGAGACGCCGGAUGCCACGCACGGCUUCCCAGGACUGUAUCGAAACCACACCGGGGGCCCCGGAGGCAAAGAAGCAGUACAAGAUGAUAUGCCAUGUCUUUGAGUCGGAAGAUGCCCAGCUCAUCGCUCAGUCCAUCGGUCAGGCGUUCAGCGUAGCUUACCAGGAGUUCCUGAGAGCCAAUGGCAUUAACCCCGAGGACCUGAGUCAGAAGGAGUACAGCGAUAUCAUCAACACCCAGGAGAUGUACAAUGACGAUCUCAUUCACUUCUCCAACUCAGAAAACUGCAAAGAGCUGCAGCUGGAGAAGAGUAAAGGGGAGAUCCUGGGUGUGGUGAUCGUGGAGUCGGGCUGGGGCUCCAUUCUGCCCACAGUGAUAUUAGCCAACAUGAUGAACGGCGGGCCAGCGGCUCGCUCCGGCAAGCUCAGCAUCGGAGACCAGAUCAUGUCCAUCAACAACACCAGCCUAGUGGGGCUGCCACUCGCCACCUGUCAGGGAAUCAUUAAGGGCUUGAAGAACCAGGUUCAGGUGAAAAUGAACAUUGUCAGUUGCCCUCCUGUUACCACCGUCCUCAUUAAGAGACCAGAUCUGAAGUAUCAGCUGGGCUUCAGUGUUCAGAACGGCAUUAUAUGCAGUCUGAUGCGAGGAGGCAUUGCUGAGCGAGGUGGUGUCCGUGUGGGUCACAGGAUCAUAGAGAUCAAUGGGCAGAGUGUGGUGGCCACAGCACACGAGAAGAUUGUCCAGGCCCUCUCAAACUCUGUCGGCGAGAUUCACAUGAAGACCAUGCCGGCAGCCAUGUUCAGACUUCUAACAGGACAGGAGACACCUAUGUACAUAUAA
This is a messenger RNA of Anoplopoma fimbria (sablefish), 2745 nucleotides long. It is a transcript of the gene apba2b, whose product is annotated as amyloid beta (A4) precursor protein-binding, family A, member 2b. The transcript is spliced from 14 exons. NCBI's taxonomy places the organism in Eukaryota, Metazoa, Chordata, Actinopteri, Perciformes, Anoplopomatidae. Bases 1 to 2745 code for a protein of 914 amino acids. Gene Ontology annotation, cellular component: dendritic spine; cytoplasm; plasma membrane. Gene Ontology annotation, biological process: chemical synaptic transmission. The record is from RefSeq and is a predicted model, not a curated record. Gene Ontology annotation, molecular function: amyloid-beta binding; protein binding.